AUGGUAAUACGGCUUAAACCCGAAUUACGGAAAGUCUACAAUUCAGUCAUAACAGAGCAACUACGCCGAGGAUUUAUUGAAAAGGUAAUUGAUGACGAUAUCUCACGUGGCCAUUUUAUCCAGCAUCACCCCGUUGAAAAACAGUCGUCAACAACUCCAGUUAGAGUAGUUUACAACUGUAGCGCUAAAUACCGUGAUCAACCCAGCCUCAAUGACCGUUUAGAAUCCGGUCCUGCUAUCGCCAACGAUAUGCUAGACAUAUUGCUUCGUUUCCGGACACCUCAAAUUGGACUGACUAGUGACAUUGAAAAAGCGUUUUUGAAUGUCAACCUUGCCGAUGAAGAUCGCCAAUAUACGAAGUUUUUCUGGCUACAAAACGCCGACGAUCCUGAAAGCGACUUUGAAGUUUACCAGUUUAAAUCAGUUUUAUUUGGUUCAACUAGUUCGCCAUUCAUGUUGAAUGCAGUUAUUAAAACAAACCUCGAAGCACAGUCAUCGCAAAUAGCCAACGAUCUAAAGAACAAUAUUUACAUCGACAACGUAUUGACCGGAACUGAAAAUCAGAAAGAAGCAUAA
Messenger RNA from Saccoglossus kowalevskii, 576 nucleotides. RefSeq lists its product as uncharacterized. NCBI's taxonomy places the organism in Eukaryota, Metazoa, Hemichordata, Enteropneusta, Harrimaniidae. The record is from RefSeq and is a predicted model, not a curated record.